CAGUAUAUAUAAGUUAUUAAAAAUUUCUCAAUCUCACGCGAAUUGAAUUUUCCGCCUCUUUACGCUAACCUGCUAGGGAGAAUAAUUAGGUGAAAAUUCCCUGGGGGAAUUUGAUUAGAUUUCGAAUUUUUGACUCUUUUGGCGCGCGCAUGCGGCUAGAAGAAAAGUAAAAGGUUAUGAGACUAUAUGUUUUUAUUUACAUCGACGGAUGGUGCUUGAUAUCUUUUCGUUGUAAAAUUGAAAAAUUUAUAUCGCCUGUCUUUUGUUAAUUUGAUUUGGGUUUGUGGAAAUAAUGCGUUUUUAUUACACGAGCACAUGGCGAAAUAAUUGAAUGUUAUGUUUUAUAUGUAUAUAAAUCAGCUUAAUAUAUUUCUUUAUACUUAUUGAAACACGUCAAAGAUAUAAAAUUUUUUAUAUUUAUCGAAGCUUGCCAGGAAAAUACAAUGGAUAAAAUCUGUACUCCUGAAGAAAUCGAGAAAAAGCGAAAAUUAGCGUUACAAAAGAGGCAGCAGGCUCAAUUGAGGGUACGAAGUACACUCACAUGUAGUCCAGUUAACAAUCAACAAUUAAAGGCAAACAAAAAUGUCGCACGACCAAACAAAUCGAACAAUCGAUUCAACCCUAUAGAACCCAAAAAUUUUUGCAAUUCAACUCAAUUCCACUCUGUAACGGGGAAUUGUUACAUGGUCAGCAGUGACAGAUUUACUUUAGAAACAUCGUUAUUUGUACCUGCGAUUAUUGAUACGUUUAAAACAAUUUCAAGCAGAAUAUAUGAUCCAAAAUCUAGAACAUGGAAUUUCCACCUCAACGAUUAUGACAGUUUAUUACAGACACUGUCCAAGUCUAAUCAAUAUACGAUACAUGUGUCAAGAAUACCAGAGGCUGUCCUUCGGAUAUUCAAGAAAAACUUAAAGUCAGACAAUCAAAUAUUAGAUCAAGAUUUAUCGAGAAUCGACACAACGUUGACAGAUGCUUUAAUGCCGUUUCAACAAGAGGGCGUUUGCUAUGGUAUAUCAAAACACGGCCGUUGUUUGAUCGCAGACGAUAUGGGUUUGGGAAAAACUAUACAAGCGUUAGGCAUAGCACAUUAUUUCAAGGACAGUUGGCCACUUCUAAUUGUAGCUCCUUCAUCAGUCAAGUACCAUUGGUCCGCGGCAAUCUAUCAGUAUUUACCGUCCGUGCCUACACAUUACGUUCAUCAUUUUGCAAACGCAAAAGAUUGCAUUGAAGAUGAAAAAAUUACUAUAACAUCAUAUGAUUUGUUAGUACGAGCCGUAGCUACCUUUGAGAGACAUAUUUAUGGAUUUGUUAUUCUGGAUGAAUCUCAUUGCGUGAAGAGCACUAAGACAAAUAGAUUUCAAGCUGCUCAGCGGAUAUGUGCCCAGGCACGUCAUACUUUAUUGCUCUCAGGCACUCCGGCUCUGUCGAAACCAAUCGAAUUGUACUCGCAGAUUAAUCUUAUUAUUCCACGUUUCAUGAGUUAUGAAGACUACGGUAUGCGUUAUUGUGCAGGGAAGAUGUCUCAGUUUGGUUGGGAGUUCUCAGGAUCCUCAAAUAUGCAAGAGUUACAAGCAUUGUUGAAGACCACCUGCGUGAUUCGAAGGCUGAAAGCUGACGUUUUGCAUGAAUUGACAUCUAAGAAACGGGAGGUGAUUAUUUUAGACCCAGCUUUGAUCAAAUCUGGCACCAAGCAAAUGGGGGAGAUGGCGAAGCUAUUGCAGAGAAAUAUCUCGGGCACGGAAAGACAUAAUGCUAUAGUGCAAUAUUAUAACGAGUCUAGUUACGCCAGACUGAAGGCAGUACGCAAUUACGUUUCGGACUUAUUUAAAAGUAAAAAGAAAUGCCUUUUGUACGCUCAUCAUCAAGUUGUUAUGGAUGCUAUUUGCGACCUUGCCGACUCUAUGAACAUAGGGUACAUAAGAAUCGACGGGAAAACCAGUUCGGAACAGAGGAAACUUCAGGUCGACAGGUUCCAAGAAGAAGAUCACUGUUUGGCGGCGAUUCUGUCGAUUACCGCUGCGAACUCGGGCAUUACGUUAACGGCCGCCCAUCUCGUGGUCUUCACCGAAUUGUUCUGGAACCCUGGUAUCCUGUGCCAGGCGGAAGACAGAGCGCAUAGAAUCGGACAAAGCAACAGUGUCACAAUCUAUUACUUGGUCGCGAAGGACACUGCGGAUGAUUAUAUGUGGCCGUUGAUCGCGAAAAAAUUAAAUGUUCUAAACGAUGUCGGUCUCAAGCAGGAUCUGUCGAUCAGUAACGUCUGCGUCACGGUGCAGAGUAAAAGCAAGCGAGACUUGACUUCCUAUCUGAAUACUUCCUCGUCAUCGUCGCAGUCGCACGAUAUGGAAUGUUCUCCAGCUGACAGUGAGGAACAAGACGCAGCUCCGGAAGCGGCCUCCUCUACCUCAAGCGAUGUUAAAGCGUUACUGGAAGCCGACGAGGAAUACUUUGGCUCCUGCGAUUGGGAUGACAUUAUGUGAUUAUUACUCAAUAAUUUAUUUAUUAGAAGAAAAAAUAUUUUUGUACGAAGGGGAAGAAUAAUUCAGUAUUUUUCCUUGCCAUGUUCGAAGACAAAUAUUUUUCGUAUGAAAGUAUAAUAAAAAGUUCCAUGCCUUUCGUCUCGGA
Messenger RNA from Wasmannia auropunctata (little fire ant), 2625 nucleotides. It is a transcript of the gene Marcal1, whose product is annotated as SWI/SNF-related matrix-associated actin-dependent regulator of chromatin subfamily A-like protein 1. Lineage: Eukaryota; Metazoa; Arthropoda; Insecta; Hymenoptera; Formicidae. The coding region runs from base 444 to 2480 and encodes 678 amino acids. Gene Ontology annotation, molecular function: ATP binding; ATP-dependent chromatin remodeler activity. Gene Ontology annotation, biological process: DNA repair; replication fork processing. Gene Ontology annotation, cellular component: nuclear replication fork. The transcript is spliced from 13 exons. The record is from RefSeq and is a predicted model, not a curated record.